Messenger RNA from Aureobasidium pullulans EXF-150, 2534 nucleotides. RefSeq lists its product as uncharacterized. Gene Ontology annotation, molecular function: RNA binding; transmembrane protein transporter activity. Gene Ontology annotation, cellular component: Sec62/Sec63 complex. The transcript has a single exon. Bases 271 to 2436 code for a protein of 721 amino acids. The record is from RefSeq and is a predicted model, not a curated record. Gene Ontology annotation, biological process: post-translational protein targeting to endoplasmic reticulum membrane; SRP-dependent cotranslational protein targeting to membrane. Lineage: Eukaryota; Fungi; Ascomycota; Dothideomycetes; Dothideales; Saccotheciaceae.
GCUUAAUGGAAGGUGAUGGGCGCCAAGGAGAUGCGGGCUUUGGAGUUUCGAGGCGCAAGAAGACACGAAUCGCAAUUGCUGUUGCAUGUGCUCUCUCCAGCUUCAACCAACUCUGUGACUCUCCUUUAUUUUUUAUUCUACUUAAGAGUCAGGACGCAGCGCGUUUGACCUCGAGCAUCGCCCACUUUCCUAUCUGUGCUGUAUACCAGCAACUGCGACUUUGCACCUAGACCGACUUGGACCCGCGUACAAUAGAAAGGCGCCGCCGCCAUGUCGACCGAAUACAGCUAUGACGAGCAGGGCCAGUUCUUCCCUUUCUUCUUCGUGACGGUAGCUGGUCUGGUCACGCUACCAGUGACAUACUCUCUACUGAAGCCUAGCAAAGGUAUAUGCCACUCCCUUGUCAAUUCAGGUCUACAUACUUACAAUAGUUCAGACCUUGAGAACACAGCGACGCGAAUCGAGUCGUCCUAUACACCCGAACAUGCAGACCUCAUCGACGCACACCGAAGACGGCAAAAGAGGAGGGAGCGCAAGAUCAAGCGCAUGAUUGUGGCUGGUGUAGGAUGGACCACAAUCGCCUUGAUGGUCUACCUGAUGGCUGUAACACAGCGCAGCACACCUAAGAUCUGGGAUCCCUAUGAGAUUCUUGGUGUCCCCAUGUCAUCAACCGAGAAGCAGAUCCAGAGCCGCUACCGCAGACUGUCUGUUACCAUGCACCCGGACAAGGCUGUGCCUGACGCAUCAAAGAACGAGACCGCCGAAUCAGUCAAUGAGCGCUGGGUCGAGGUCAUCAAGGCCUACAAGGCUCUCACCGACGAGGAUGUGCGCAGGAACUUUAUCGAAUACGGAAACCCCGACGGCAAGCAGAGCACCAGCUUUGGUAUCGCUCUUCCUCAGUUCUUGAUCACCGAGGGUAAUGGAAAAUACAUUCUGAUCGUCUACGGAGCCUUGUUGGGAGUCUUGCUUCCAUACUUUGUCGGCCGCUGGUGGUACGGAUCGCAAAAGGUCACGCGCGAGAAGAUUUUGGUCAACAGCGCUGGCAACAUGUUCAAGGAGUUCACCGAGCGCAUUGACGACCACGGUGUUGUCAACUUGCUCAGUUCCGGCGCAGAGUUCGAGGCUUUGUUGCACGGCCACAAGGCUGAUGCUGGAACUGGCCAGCUCGAGAAGCGUCUUCUUUCGGAAGCCCACGUUCUGACUGAGAAGGACCGCCGCUUCUUGCAGGACAUGGACGACACGGUUCGUCGCAAGACUCUUGCGCUGCUCUGGGCCUACCUGGCUCGUGUUGAGCUUAAUGACCAGACUUUGAACGACGAAAAGUACCAGCUCGCACCUACCGCCCUUACCCUCAACGAAGCCUUUGUCUCCAUCUGUCUGGCCUAUGGAUUCACUAACCCCGUUCUCGCCGCCUACCGCACCUCGCAAAACCUGAUCCAAGCCGUCGCUCCCGAAUCGCCUCCUCUUCUUCAACUGCCUCACUUCAGCGAGCAAGUCGUCAAGGCCAUCGAAGACAAGAUCGAGCAGCGUAGUCACUUGACCAUCCAAUCCUUCAUGAACUUCCCCGACGCUCGUCGCCGCGAACUCGCCUCAUCUGCCGGUCUUUCCACACCUCAACUCGACACUGCCAUCAAGGUUGCCUCUCAGCUGCCCCGCCUCGUCAUCGAACGCACCUUCUUCAAGGUCACUGGCGAGAAGCACAUCACCCCCAAUUCCCUCGUACAAUUCGUCGUCAAGGCCCGCUUUAUCCCUCCUGGUACUCGCGACAUCCCUGAUGUCCACCCCUCGGACCUCGAAGACAUCGACCCCGACGAGACCGACACCAAGGCCAACGCUCGUCCAGACCCCGCCGAGCAGAAGCAACAUCAACCCCCUCUCGCCCACGCUCCCCACUUCUCGCGCGACCACUCUCCCCGCUGGCACCUUUUCCUCGCCGACUCGCGUCAAGGCAAGGUCGCUGUUCCUCCCUUCACCUUCACCACUUUCGACAAGCCCAUCUUGGACGCUUCCGGAAAGCCUACUUUCAAUGUUCAGACAUUGAAGAUGCAAUUCCAAGCUCCCCCGCAACCUGCACACUACAAGUUCCAGAUGCACCUUGCUUGCGACAGUUAUAUUGGCUUUGACGACAAGAGGGAUGUUAUCCUGUCUGUUGACGACCCGAGUCAGAUCGAAGAGGCAGAGUGGGAGGAUGAGGAUAUUUCCGAACCCGAAGAAGGUGAGUGCCUUGAAAUGUACCAUAUCAGAAAGUCUCAUGCUAACACGUCAAUUGCAGAUACUAUUGCGGGACAAAUGGCCACCCUUCGUGGUAGUGCUACGAAGAAGGCAUCGUCUCCCAAACUCAAGAGCAAUGACGACAGUGACGAAGAGAGUGGAACAGACGAAGAGGAAGAGACGGAGAGUGAGACGGACACUGAUACCGAUACUGAUGAAGAGUAGAUGUAAAAAAUAUCCUCCUCUGAACCGCGAAUUUUGAUAGCAUUACCCACACAAAUGGCGUUCUUUUUUCUUCUUGCUUUUGCUUCUCUCUUGCAAAA